Castor canadensis (American beaver) is the source of this 4816-nucleotide messenger RNA. It is a transcript of the gene Gli2, whose product is annotated as GLI family zinc finger 2. The record is from RefSeq and is a predicted model, not a curated record. Gene Ontology annotation, cellular component: nucleus. Gene Ontology annotation, molecular function: RNA polymerase II cis-regulatory region sequence-specific DNA binding; DNA-binding transcription factor activity, RNA polymerase II-specific. Gene Ontology annotation, biological process: smoothened signaling pathway; regulation of transcription by RNA polymerase II. Lineage: Eukaryota; Metazoa; Chordata; Mammalia; Rodentia; Castoridae.
CAGCCAAGUUGGGAUGGGGGCCUGCAACUACUGCCCGGCGCCCGAGAGGCCACCUGCGUGCUAGAGACAAACUUUUGUGUCCUCGGGUUGCCCCCCAGGACUAUGAGCGACUGAGAUGGAGAUGUCUGCCCCAGCCACUGCUGUGGAGAAGAAAGAAGCCAAGAGUGGGACCCUGGAGGGCAGCGGAUUCCCCGAUCCGAGUAAAAAGGCCUGUCCUCUUGCUGUGGCUGCAGCAGCUGCUGUCGCUGCCCAAGGAGUGCCGCAGCACCUCCUACCACCAUUCCACGCGCCCUUGCCGAUUGACAUGCGACACCAGGAGGGAAGGUACCAUUACGAGUCUCACUCUGUCCACAGCGUGCACGGGCCUCCCACCCUGAGCGGCAGCCCCAUCAUCUCUGACAUCUCCUUGAUCCGGCUUUCCCCACACCCUGCUGGCCCUGGGGAGUCCCCCUUCAAUGCUCCCCACCCCUACGUGAACCCCCACAUGGAGCACUACCUCCGAUCCGUGCACAGCAGCCCCACGCUCUCCAUGAUUUCUGCAGCCAGGGGCCUCAGCCCUGCAGAUGUGGCCCACGAGCACCUUAAGGAGAGGGGACUGUUUGGCCUCCCUGCCCCAGGCACCAACCCCUCAGACUAUUAUCAUCAGGUGACCCUCAUGGCAGGCCACCCUGCACCCUACGGGGACCUGCUGGUGCAAAGUGGGGGUGCCACCAGUGCACCCCAUCUCCACGACUACCUCAAUCCUGUGGAUGUGUCGAGGUUCUCCAGCCCGCGGGUGACGCCCCGCCUGAGCCGCAAACGGGCACUGUCCAUCUCCCCGCUUUCAGACGCCAGCCUCGACCUGCAGCGGAUGAUCCGGACGUCACCCAACUCUCUGGUGGCCUACAUCAAUAACUCACGCAGCAGCUCUGCAGCCAGCGGCUCCUAUGGGCACCUGUCAGCGGGCGCCCUCAGCCCAGCCUUCACUUUCCCUCACCCCAUCAACCCCGUGGCCUACCAGCAGAUCCUGAGCCAGCAGCGGGGUCUGGGCUCAGCCUUCGGACACACACCACCCAUGAUCCAGCCCUCACCCACCUUUCUGGCUCAGCAGCCUAUGGCCCUCACCUCCAUCAGUGCUGCACCCACCCAGCUCAGCAGUAGCAGCAACUGUCUCAAUGAUCCCAGCCAGAACAAGCAGAACAGCGAGUCAGCCGUGAGCAGUACUGUGAACCCCAUCACCGUUCACAAGCGCAGCAAGGUCAAGACCGAGACUGAGGGCCUGAGGCUGGCCUCUCCGUUGGGACUGACACAGGAGCAGCUGGCUGACCUCAAGGAAGAUCUGGACAGAGAUGACUGUAAGCAGGAGGCCGAGGUAGUCAUCUAUGAGACCAACUGUCACUGGGCAGACUGCACCAAGGAGUAUGACACACAGGAGCAGCUGGUGCACCACAUCAACAACGAGCACAUCCACGGGGAGAAGAAGGAGUUCGUGUGCCGCUGGCAGGCCUGCACGCGGGAGCAGAAGCCCUUCAAGGCACAGUACAUGCUGGUGGUGCACAUGCGGAGGCACACGGGCGAGAAGCCACACAAGUGCACGUUCGAGGGCUGCUCCAAGGCCUACUCUCGCCUGGAAAACCUGAAGACACACCUGCGGUCCCACACCGGUGAGAAGCCAUAUGUGUGUGAGCACGAGGGCUGCAACAAAGCCUUCUCCAAUGCCUCGGACCGCGCCAAGCACCAGAACCGCACCCACUCCAACGAGAAACCCUAUAUCUGCAAGAUCCCAGGCUGCACAAAGAGAUACACGGACCCCAGCUCCCUCCGGAAGCAUGUGAAAACAGUCCAUGGCCCGGAUGCUCACGUCACCAAGAAGCAGCGCAAUGAUGUGCACGUCCGUGCCCCCCUGCUCAAGGAGAAUGGGGACGAGGCCAGCACAGAACCCGGUGGCCGAGGGUCUGAGGACAAUGCUGAGGCCAGCAGCACCAACCAGGCCAUGGAGGACUGCCUACACAUCAAAGCCAUCAAGACAGAGAGCUCUGGGCUGUGUCAGUCCAGCCCCGGGGCCCAGUCGUCCUGCAGCAGUGAGCCCUCUCCCCUGGGCAGUGCCCCCAAUAAUGACAGUGGCGUGGAGAUGCCGGGGACGGGGCCCGGGAGCGUGGGAGACCUAACAGCGCUGGAUGACACUCCCCCGGGGACCGAAGCCCCAGUUUUGGGUGCCCCCUCCGCUGGUGGCCUGCAGCUGCGUAAACACAUGGCCACCAUGCACCGGUUCGAGCAGCUCAAGAGGGAGAAAUUCAAAUCCAUCAAGGAUUCCUGCUCGUGGGCCAGCCCGGCUCCACACACUCGGAACACCAAGCUGCCUCCCCUCCCAGCAAGUGGCUCCAUCCUGGAAAACUUCAGUGGCACUGGGGGCCGCGAGCCAGCGGGGCUGCUGCCCAACCCACGGCUGUCCGAGCUGUCUGCAAACGAGGUGACCAUGCUCAGCCAGCUGCAGGAGCGCCGGGACAGCUCCACGAGCACCGUCAGCUCAGCCUACACCGUGAGCCGUCGCUCCUCCGGCAUCUCCCCCUACUUCUCCAGCCGCCGAUCCAGCGAGGCCUCGCCCCUGGGCGCUGGCCGCCUGCACAAUGCCAGCUCUGCCGAUUCCUAUGACCCCAUCUCCACUGACGCGUCCCGGCGCUCAAGCGAGGCCAGCCAGUGCAGCGGCGGCGGUUCGGGGUUGCUCAACCUCACACCCGCACAGCAGUACAGCCUGCGCGCCAAAUACGCAGCCGCCACCGGCGGGCCACCGCCCACGCCACUGCCGGGCCUGGAGCGCAUGAGCCUGCGGACCAGGCUGGCACUGCUGGACACGCCCGAACGGGCACUGCCCGGUGCCUGCCCGCACCCACUGGGACCACGGCGUGGCAGCGAUGGUCCUGCCUACAGUCACGGGUAUGGCCAUGCAGGGGCUGCGCCUGCCUUCCCCCACGAGGUGCCGGGGGGUGGCGCCCGGCGGGCCAGCGACCCUGUGCGGCGGCCGGAUGCCCCAAAUCUGCCGCGGGUGCAGCGCUUCCACAGCGCCCACAAUGUGAACCCAGGCCCGCUGCCACCCUGCUCGGAGAGACGAGGCCUCCGCCUACAGAGCCACCCGAGCUCCGACGUCAGCCUGGCCCACAGCACCUACUCGCCCAGGCCACCCAGCAUCAGUGAGAACGUGGUGAUGGAGGCCAUAGCCGCAGGGGUGGACAGCUCAGGGCCGGAGAACGACCUGGGGCUAGCGGAGGACGACCUGGUGCUGCCUGAUGACGUGGUGCAGUACAUUAAGGCACACACCAGUGGCGCCCUGGAUGAGAGCACAAGGCAGGUAUAUCCCACGGAAAGCACUGGCUUCCGGGAGAACCCCAAGCUGCCCAGCCCCGGGUUGCACAGCCACCGCAGGCUAGCAGCUGCUGACUCCAACAUGAGUCCCUCUGCCCCUGGCCUGGGAGGCUGCCAGCUGAGCUAUGGGGCACCCUCCAACCUAAACAAAAACAACAUGCCAGUGCAGUGGAAUGAGGUGAGCUCUGGCACAAUGGAUGUCCUGCCCAGCCAGGCGAAGCCUCCAUCCUUUGCUCAUGGCAACUUAGCUGUAGUGCUGCAGAAGCCAGCUUUUGGCCAGUACCCAAGCUAUAGUCCACAAGGCAUGGAGCCAAGCCCCAGGGGCCUGGACAGCACUCAGCCACACCUUCAGCCCCACAGCGCAGUCCCCAGAGUGAAUUACGUGCAGCAGCUCCAACAGCCAGCCCCAGGCAGCCAGUGCCUCAGCAUGACCACAGCUGUGAGUCCCCAUGCCAACUACAGCCAAGCUCAGCCCCAGCUGAGCCCUAGCACCAUCAAUGGAGCCUUGAACCAGUUUCCCCCAUCCUGCAGCAACAUGGUGGCCAAGCCAGGCCACCUGGGGCUUCCUCAGCAAAUGGAAGUUGCCUCCAACCCCACUAUGAUGGGCAGCCACCACCGGGAACUGGGGGUCCCUAAUUCAGCCCUGGCUGGGGUGCUACCACCUCACCCAGUCCAGAGCUAUCCACAGCAUAGCCAUCAGUUGGCAGCCCCUCUGAAUCAGGAGGGCUUCCGCCAGGGCUCCAGCCUUCUUCCUUCUCACCAACCUAGCUUCAUGGAGCCACAGCAGGGCACAAUGGGGUCAUCAACAUCAGGCUUUGGUGUAAUGCAACCCCGGCCACCCCUGGAGCCCAGCCCUGCUGGCCGCCAUCGCGGGGUUCGUGCUGGGCAGCAGCAGUUGGCCUAUGCCAGGGCCACUAGCCAGGCCAUGGUUACAUCAGCCAGCCAGGAGAUAGCAGAGGCUGUGCCCAAAGGUGCAAUGGGCACUAUGGUGUCACUACCCCCUCAACCACUUCCACAGGACACAGGUGGAGCACAGGACCACAACACGCUCUACUACUAUGGCCAGAUCCACAUGUACGAACAGAAUGGAGGCCUGGAGAGCCAUGGGAGCUGCCCAGCCAUGCGGCCUCAGCCACCACAGCCACAGACCUGCAUGGACAACGUUCAGCCCCAGCCCUUGCCCUCCCCAGGGGUCAACCAGGUGUCCAGCACUGUGGACUCCCAGCUCCUGGAGGCCCCCCAGAUUGACUUCGAUGCCAUCAUGGAUGAUGGUGAUCACUCAAGCUUGUUCUCGGGGGCCUUGAGUCCCAGCCUCCUUCACAGCCUCUCCCAGAACUCCUCGCGCCUCACUACCCCUCGGAAUUCCUUGACCCUGCCCUCCGUCCCAACAGGCAUGAGUAACAUGGCUGUCGGGGACAUGAGCUCCAUGCUCACCAGUCUGGCCGAGGAGAGCAAGUUCCUGAACCUGAUGACCUGA